AUGCUGCCGUCGCUUCUACGCUCCUUACCGCGGUUUGGACGGACGUGGAAGCCCCUCAACUUCUCCAACCCAAACUUCACCCGGGUCCCAGUGGGCCAGAAAAUUGAAGAAGAGACCUUGCCAGAUUAUAUCGCUUCCCGGUAUUAUCCUGCUCGAAUAGGAGAAAUCUUCCAGGGCCGGUAUCAGAUUGUGGGAAAACUAGGAUUCGGAGCUAGCUCCACAGUGUGGCUUGCGCGGGACAUGAACCACUGUGGGUAUGUUACCAUCAAGAUCUUUAUUAAAUCUGCCUCUAUGGGGCAGCAAUUGGAUGAUGAGCUCCGGAUGUAUAAGCGCAUCGAGAGAGGCUCGAAAAAUCAUCCUGGUCGCAGCGCUGUUCGGUCGUUACUAGACUCCUUUGAUGUUGAUGGGCCCGAGGACAAACAUCGGUGUCUCGUUCAUCCUCCAUUAUGGGAAAGCGUGCUCACAUUUCUGCACCGCAACCCGGUACAGAGGCUACCUUCACCAGUUCUGGCGUUUGUGUUGAAGCGCUUAUUUUUGGCACUGGACUACCUUCAUACGGAGUGCCACAUUAUCCACACUGACAUCAAAGCCGACAAUAUCAUGUUCGGCAUUGCCGAUGACUCAGUCUUCCGAGACUUUACGGAAGAUGAGCUCCAGAACCCUUGCCCCAGGAAAGAGCUGGAUGGAAGGACCAUCUAUGUGUCCCGGGAGCUUAGGAUGCCCCGAGAAUGGGGCGCGCCGGUUCUAUGUGACUUUGGCUCGGCCAUACCCGGUGGUAUAGAGCACUUAGAAGAUAUUCAACCUAAUAUCUAUCGCGCGCCGGAGGUGAUACUGGAGGUCCCAUGGACGUAUAGUGUUGAUAUAUGGAAUGUGGGAUGUAUGAUUUGGAACAUCUUUGAGGGCGGAUCUUUGUUCACCGGCUGUGACCCAGAAUUUCAGGCAUAUCGGAGUCGGGCUCACCUUGCUGAGAUUAUAAGGCUUCUUGGACCUCCCCCACCCAGUCUUCUAGCCCGAGCCAAGCUCCGACAUAAAUUCUUUUCUGAUGACAAUGACUUUGGCGCCAAAUUUCUGCUAGAAGAUCGGAUUCUGCUUGAACAGAGGGAAACGAAUCUUGAAGGACAGGACAAGGCCCAAUUCUUACGCCUAAUACAAAAGAUGUUACAGUGGGAGCCAGAGAAGCGUAGCUCUGCUAAGGAGCUGCAAGAGGACGAGUGGAUCUGUAAGAAACUCGAGAGUACGCAUUAA
Molecule: messenger RNA, 1245 nt
Organism: Aspergillus oryzae RIB40
Lineage: Eukaryota; Fungi; Ascomycota; Eurotiomycetes; Eurotiales; Aspergillaceae
Product: putative protein kinase
Exons: 5
Coding region: 1-1245 (414 amino acids)
Biological process (GO): protein phosphorylation; regulation of mRNA processing; spliceosomal complex assembly
Molecular function (GO): ATP binding; protein kinase activity
Source: RefSeq, a predicted model, not a curated record